Penicillium alfredii is the source of this 1056-nucleotide messenger RNA. RefSeq names its product AMP-activated serine/threonine-protein kinase regulatory subunit SNF4 (gene snf4). The record is from RefSeq and is a predicted model, not a curated record. Bases 1 to 1056 code for a protein of 351 amino acids. Lineage: Eukaryota; Fungi; Ascomycota; Eurotiomycetes; Eurotiales; Aspergillaceae. The transcript is spliced from 6 exons.
AUGACGAACGACCUCACCCCAUUCUUCACCUCUUCUUCUGGUCACGCGCCUGCGCCCUGCGACCCAAUGGCGGAGAGAGCAAUCGAUCGGGAAGAGCGACAUGGCCUGCGUGCCAUUCGCAACUUCCUGAAAGUCCGCAACAGCUACGAUGUCCUCCCCAUGAGCUUUCGCUUGAUCAUCUUCGAUACCUCCCUGUCCGUCAAAGAGAGUCUGAAUAUCCUCAUCCAGAAUGCCCGGGGGCCAUCGGGAUGUACAGGCAUCGUUUCAGCCCCGUUGUGGGACUCCAAGGCCUCCAAGUUCGCUGGUCUGCUGACCACCUCCGACUAUAUCAAUGUUAUCCAGUACUAUUUCCAGAACCCCGCCGCGUUGAACCAGAUCGACCAGUUUCGGCUGGAUAGUCUACGAGAGGUCGAGAAGGCAUUAGGUGUCGCUCCGCCCGAGACCAUUUCCAUCGAUCCCGAGCGAACUCUCUACGAUGCCUGUCGGCGCAUGCUCGAGUCUCGCGCGCGUCGAAUCCCCCUCGUCACCAGUGAUAGCCAGACCGAGCGACCCCAUGUCCUCAGCGUCGUGACGCAAUACCGCAUCCUGAAAUUUGUCGCCGUCAAUGUCAGCGAUACACAAAAGUUACGUCGCCCGUUGGGAGAGCUUCUGUUGGGGACGUACGAUAACAUCGCGACUGCGUCCAUGGACACGCCCGUCAUCGAUGUCAUUCAUAUUCUGGUCGAGCGCAGCAUAUCCAGCGUGCCGAUCUUGAAUUCAGAGGGUGUCGUCUACAAUGUAUUCGAGGCGGUCGAUGUCAUCACUUUGAUCAAGGGAGGCGUCUACGACGAUCUGAGUCUCACAGUGGGCGAGGCGUUGAAAAAGCGCUCCGCAGAUUUCCCGGGCAUCUAUACCUGUUCGCUAACCGACGGACUUGAUACCAUCUUCGACACCAUUCGCAAAUCCCGAGUCCACCGCCUGGUGGUCGUGGACGAAUACUUCAGGCUCAAAGGCGUGCUCACCCUGAGUGAUAUCCUGCACUAUAUUCUCCUGGAGGGAGAAAAUGACGAAGCAUGA